Molecule: messenger RNA, 513 nt
Organism: Protopolystoma xenopodis
Lineage: Eukaryota; Metazoa; Platyhelminthes; Monogenea; Polystomatidea; Polystomatidae
Source: the annotation of a GenBank genome assembly
AUGGCCAGUCAACUCGGGCUCUUUCCCUUUUCAUCUGUGAUACCGACCAACCUUGUUGGGCCUCUGCUGACUGACGAUACUGCCGUCGGUUUCUCGAGCUUGUCCACCUGUUUGGGCCCUGUUGGCGACUUUGAGGCGAGUCCCACUUCCGCCACACCAGUCACAGAGGCGGCGUUGCACUGCUCAAACAGGCUGGCGACCCACGAAGGUCUGCCGACAAAGCAAGACGAACCGGUCGGCUCUGGUCGACCAGCGGGUGUUUACGUUUCCGCCUCAUCUUCCUCCUCUUCGUCAUUUUUGCCCUCGGCAUCCUCGACUCCGCUAGUCGCCUCGAGGCAUCAACCAUCGGCUUUCUCCCAUCGCUUUUCACACGCCGCGGGAUUGUAUCCAGGCCUCGAAUCGAUCGGCCUGAUUGGUCACUCACCUACUUCCGGUUCGCCCCAACCACUCAGCAUAGACUUGACCCCAGAACUUACCAACAAUUCUUAUUGGUUUAUUAUUUCGUUCUCAUAA